AACUAACAGGGGAAAUAUAUGCCUAUUUUAUUUUAAUGAUCCUCCAUAAUUUGGAUUUUUCACACUGGAAGCUGAAUUGUCGUGGUCAAAAUCAAUCUACAGAGAUAGUUAAAAAAAAUACAUCUGAGACAGUAAUGCAUGGUUGAGAUAACACUAUAGAGAGGGGUUCCCCUAAAAACUUUAUGUCCCUUGAAGAAAAUUAACUGGGUCCAUGUGCCCUGGUCCCCGUUCAUCAUGGCACUACAUUUUAGCUGUCUAAUUUACGCCGAUUUCAUGCGUUUGCAAAGCGUUGUAAUUGGUCCGAGGACUACAAUAUGUAAAUAAAACAGCCUGGUAAAGUCCUUCAAAGUAAGUGGGCUGGUUCCUACGUCCGUUAUUGUGGGUAAAAGGCAACCAACCACAGUUGCGGCAAAUGUGUUAUUCAACGUGGCAACUUAAGCGCUCAAGUGUUGCGCCCAUGCAGCUCUGUGCUAGAGGUAAUAUACAGUCAGGUUUACCCAUAUGCACUGUAGUUUAGUUCUUUCACAACAGCUCACCUCGCAGUCUCUGCUGUAUCCAACAGCAUGUGACACAAAAGUAAGUAAGCUAGAACCUCACGAACAGAAAAGGUGAUUUAAUUGAUGAAAAACGCAUAUUCAAACAUAUGCGUCAACAUUCCCAAGCUUUUUUUUUUAUCUUCAACGUUUUGGGACCAGCCUCUAUUUGUUUUACGGACACCGUUAUAUUGAAAGGUCCUGCUUGCAACCGAUUUUUUUCUUGACAUUAAUAACUUGGACAUUUACAGCUGUGCUCUCAAGGAGAAAGGCUGUACAGUACACACUUUAUUCAAAGGGACUGAGCGCACAAUAAGGACUCGCCGUUAUUUCCUCUUUCUUGCUCUUGCGUAAAGGGAAAUUCAAGGCAACCAUGGAAGUUUGUAAAGGUCGUUUACUUGGUAUCUCCGUCGCUGUUGCUCAUGGAUUUUUCUCGGGAUCGUUGAACAUUUUGCUAAAAAUUCUCAUCACGACUUAUAACUUCAACUACCUCACUCUCAUCCAGUGCCUCACCAGCACAUUGGCGGCGGUUACACUUGAGAUACUAAGGAGACUGGGAAAAGUAGACAUACCCCCGUUCAGCCUUCAACUAGCCAAAGUCUUCGGAAGUGUUUGUAUUCUGUCCACAUUACAGUCCACUCUAACACUAUGGUCUCUCAGAGGAUUGAGUCUACCCAUGUAUGUGGUUUUCAAACGUUGUCUACCGUUGGCCACCCUGGGUAUCGGCGUGUGCAUUCUGAAGAACGGAACCCCGUCAGUGGGGGUCAUAACGGCGGUGCUCAUCACUACUGGAGGAGCAGCUCUAGCUGGGUCUGGUGACGUGACGGGUGACCCGUUUGGCUACGUGACGGGCGUCCUGGCUGUGAUCAUCCACGCCUCCUACCUGGUCCUGAUCCAGAAGACCAGCACAGACAGUGAAUAUGGGCCCCUCACGGCCCAGUACUCCAUCGCCAUCAUGGCCUCCCCAGUUCUCUUAAUCUGCUCCAUCGUCAGCAUGGACUCCAUCAACAUGUGGAGCUACACGGGCUGGAGUAACCCCUUCAUCUCUGGCAUCUUCUCCAUCUGCAUCCUCAUCGGCUGUGCCAUGAACUUCACCACGCUGCAAUGCACCUACAUCAACUCGGCCGUCACCACCAGCUUCGUGGGCGUGGUAAAGAGCAUCGCCACCAUCACAGUGGGCAUGGUGGCCUUCAGCGACGUGGAGCCCACCAGGCUGUUUGUGGCCGGCGUGGUGGUCAACACGGUGGGUUCCAUCACCUACUGUAUCGUCAAGUACUUUGAGACCAGGAAGAAGACCCUCUACCAGGACCUGGAGGAGCAAAGCAAGGACGAAACUCUGCCUGGACAGCCUUACAUCGAGAAGAAGCCACCCAACGGAGACCUGGAGCCCCUGCCCAAUGGUCACAGAGGGUCUGACGACGGAUCGAUCGAAGGAUCUUUCCCCACACAGGAGCACCUACUCAAUGAUCAGCGCCUCAGUGACUACCCACCUCAAGACACCAGCAACAGUAUGGAGUUUGUAGAACUCCAGAGAGAAGCCUUCCAUAGCGAGAACCGGGCCAGCCAGUCUGUGAGUGACAGUUACGUGGGGGUGUGGAGGUCCAUCCGUAACCUGAAGUUCUUCAAGAAAGACGCCUUAAUAGAUAAUAUGGAGGUGCAGAGCCCUUGAUGGGGAAUCUCUAUUUUCAAAGGGUGCAUGUUUUGUCAGUCCUUUAUGUUUGUAUCUUUUUUCUGUUUGUUUGUAAGACUGCUUUGACAUUGCGCACUGAUGAAUGUUUUGAGAUCCGUUUUUUUUCCCUGGCAAACAUGCUCUUAUGGAAGCAAAAAAAUAUUUUUAAGAAGAUGGAAUGUUUAUAUGAACUGGAUUAAAAAAUACUGACUAUUCACAAAAAAACAUUUGUUUAAAUGUUUUAUAUUGAUUUUAUCAGUCAUAUUAAUAACAGGUGAAUAAUUGAUAGUACAUCGGGUAAGGUUGAAAAUGAUAUGUUAUGACAUGUUAUAAAAAAUAUUUAUCAUUUAUUUGCACGUAAUGUUACUGCCUGUCCUGAUUCUGUAUUGUCCAUGAAUUGUGAUGUUUGGCAAGUGAAGAGCAAUAGCAACUGCCACUGCAUGAACAAUGCAAAGUCAAUUUAAACCAUUUUUAUGAAACUGUUCCACUGUGAUGUUGGAUUCUUCUUUAUGAUAAAACCAUUAGAGUGAAAUGCA
Molecule: messenger RNA, 2738 nt
Organism: Salmo salar (Atlantic salmon)
Lineage: Eukaryota; Metazoa; Chordata; Actinopteri; Salmoniformes; Salmonidae
Gene: slc35d3
Product: solute carrier family 35 member D3
Source: RefSeq, a predicted model, not a curated record